Pteropus alecto (black flying fox) is the source of this 4658-nucleotide messenger RNA. It is a transcript of the gene SENP5, whose product is annotated as SUMO specific peptidase 5. NCBI's taxonomy places the organism in Eukaryota, Metazoa, Chordata, Mammalia, Chiroptera, Pteropodidae. Gene Ontology annotation, molecular function: deSUMOylase activity. Bases 235 to 1521 code for a protein of 428 amino acids. Gene Ontology annotation, biological process: protein desumoylation. Gene Ontology annotation, cellular component: nucleus. The record is from RefSeq and is a predicted model, not a curated record. The transcript has 10 exons.
GGGAAGGAGGUGACGACGUAAGUGAGCGCCGGCAUCGCGGCAGCAGCUCCAAAGGAAGCUUGGCCGCCGUGGUCGCUGUGAGCAGGCCGGACACCCUGUUGCUGACGGGGCUUCCUCGAGAGCUGGGGAAGACAGGACCGUAGUCGGAGCUGCCCUAGUGUCUGGGCCCGCGAGAGGGCAGGUGAGGGCAGCGAGGGACGGAGCUGCAUCCAGAUCUCAUUAUGAAUCAGAAAAAUGAAAAAACAGAGGAAAAUUCUCUGGAGGAAAGGAAUCCAUUUAGCCUUUUCUGAGAAAUGGAACACUGGGUUUGGAGGCUUUAAGAAGUUCUACUUUCACCAGCACUUGUGCAUUCUGAAAGCCAAGUUGGGAAGGCCAAUUACCUGGAGCAGGCAGUUGAGGCAUUUCCAGUUCAGAAAGAACACCUUUCAAAUCCAGAAAACGUGGAUCCAAGAUGAACCCUUUUUUGCUAAAACAAAGCCCAGUUUGGCUGUUGAAAACGUUAGUACUUUAUCCUCUAAAGUGAAAAGAAAAGGCACUAAACACUUAAUUUCCUCUUCAAGGACCCUCCUGAAACUCCAAGCAGAGAAGUUGCUGUCAUCAGCAAAGAACUCUGACCAUGAAUAUUGCAGAGGGAAAAGCCUCUCAAAAGCAGUUGCUGACUUGCCAACAAAUAGUGUUUUAGGCCAGGCCAUUGGUCACAGACCUAGGACGGAGCUGCAAGCUUCUGACUUUCCCAUGACGUUCAAUGGGGAGAGCCAGAGUCCAGGAUUCCUAGAUGAGGUUAUGAAGAAGUAUGGCAGUUUGGUCCCACUCAGUGAAAAAGAUGUCCUUGGAAAAUUAAAAGAUGUCUUUAAUGAAGACUUUUCUAAUAGAAAGCCAUUUAUCAAUAGGGAAAUAACAAACUAUCGGGCCAGACAUCAAAAAUGCAACUUUCGUAUCUUCUACAAUAAGCACAUGCUAGAUAUGGAUGACCUGGCAACACUGGAUGGUCAGAAUUGGCUGAAUGACCAGGUCAUUAAUAUGUACGGUGAGCUGAUAAUGGAUGCAGUCCCAGACAAAGUUCAUUUUUUCAACAGCUUUUUUCAUAGACAGCUGGUAACCAAAGGAUAUAAUGGAGUAAAAAGAUGGACUAAAAAGGUGGAUUUGUUUAAAAAGAGUCUUCUGUUAAUUCCUAUUCACCUGGAAGUCCACUGGUCUCUCAUUACUGUGACACUCUCUAAUCGGAUUAUUUCAUUUUAUGAUUCCCAAGGCAUUCAUUUUAAGUUUUGUGUAGAGAAUAUAAGAAAGUAUUUGCUGACUGAAGCCAGAGAAAAAAAUAGACCUGAAUUUCUUCAGGGUUGGCAGACUGCUGUUACAAAGUGUAUUCCACAACAGAAAAAUGACAGUGACUGUGGAGUCUUUGUGCUCCAGUACUGCAAGUGCCUCGCCUUAGAGCAGCCUUUCCAGUUUUCCCAGGAGGACAUGCCCCGAGUACGGAAGAGGAUUUACAAGGAGCUGUGUGAGUGCCGGCUCAUGGACUGAAAACUCAGCAAGGCUGGGAAGUCUGACCAAGUUGGAGCAGAUGGUUUGUUACUUGAAUCUCCAAACACUUAUUUGAAUUUUACAGAUAUUUCAGAUCAGUGGUGUUGGGCCACUGUUGUUACCUCAAAUUUAUUUUUAGCCCUUAUUAAUUUCUCUAGCUACCAUGUACUAUUUUUUAAUGUUCGGUUUGGUUUCAUUUUUAAUUUUAUGGAUUCUGUGUGCCCCCCCAUAUUUAAUAUUUAUUAUCCAAUGCAUGCAUAUAGACAGAGCAUGCAGUGCGGAGUAUUAAAAAAAAAAAAAAGCCUAGUAGAUUUGGUGCAGCUUUUGAAACUUAGUUAGAUGUGAACUGAAUACAGGUUUAAAAUUUAAUCCCAGAACCUAAAAAUGUGGAAUGUUUUUGAUACAACUUAAAGAAUUAUAGGUGUUCCCUGGGCAUAAAAGGUAGCUAGGAGUGGUUUUGACAAAGCCAGUCCUGUUUUACUUUUAUCAGCAGCACCUUUCACUGACUUCCCUCUCCUGAGUCUUAAGUUGCAUUCCUUUUGAAGAAGGAGAAGGACGUGGCCAGAACCUGACUGGGUAUUCUAUUUAUGGAGGCACACUUGUAAGCACAGUGCCUGCUUUGGGAAGAAUUGAUUAAAAUAUGAGAAAAAGAAUGACCUUGGGGAUCCAGGUAUCUUAGCACAUAAGAUUUCAAUCUUGCUUUUAAGAAUUAUAAUACCUAAAUAAUUUAUAAAGGCUUUUGCUGGAACAUUAAAUUCCCUGGAUUUUUAUGUUUUUGACCCAUUAAAAAACUAUCAAACAAGUGGUCAAAUUAGAAUUCAGCUUUUCUGAGUAAUUUAUAAGUUGACGCUUGCCUUGUGUUGUUUCCCGUAAGAAGUUAAGGUUUGCAAAAUACCUCUGUAUUUCAAGGGUAUUUAAAAUAUAAACUUUCAAAGCCGAAGACUGGCUUUAGGUCUUUUGCAGAUGGGUGGGGAGAAGAGGAAAGGUAAUAGAGAAGAUUUGAUUCCUCAGGAGUACAGCAAAUGUUAUUAGUUUUUUUUCCCUCUUAUCUCUCUAGUGAUCUCAGCAACAUGCAGGGCUCCUCAUUUGGUUUCUACUUGAGCAACCCUGAGACUCUAGUACAAGAAGAGUUUUGUUUUGUUUUUUUUUCCGUUUUUCUGAACCUCAUAUUCAGGGGAAAGGCAGAAAUCGCCCUAUUCUUAAACUUAGCUGCAUUAAAGUAAUGGAUCUCGCAUCUUUAAUCUAGCCUUUUGUGAUUUUUGAAAGGAAAGGAAAGAAGAUAACAUGUGAAUUACCCAGUUAUCUUUUCUGAACUGGGGCAGGAAAAGCAACAGAUAGGUAUAUAAGAAACUCAGAAACCUGUACAAAAAAAUACCAAAUAAAUGGCAGAAGAUACUUGGAUUUAUGCCUAGUUAGGUUUUGAAAAUAAAAAGCUAAAAUGUGUGCAGUUUAACUUGGCCAUAAGGUAAGGCUGACUGCCAGCAGUUAAAGGUGGAGUCAGAUGUUUACAUGCAGGGUUCCUGUCCCCAGACAUUCCAAGCACCAACACCAGUGUUUACAUUGCAAACAGCCCCAGCACUUUCCUACGUCCCCCAGACUCAAAUUCCUUAGUAUAAAACCAGGUCAGUAUUUCUUAUUGUGCUUCAAGUCAUUAAAAAGACUGAGAUUAGAGGCACUUUAUGCUGCUACAAGUAGGAUUGUGUCAGCAUUAGGAAAGAUAACAAUUUAAAGUGGGGAGGACGCCUUCUUAGUUUUCAGAUAUAAGUAUGGAAAAAGAUUUUUCAAAUCUGUGCACAAGACAUUUGCCUAACAUCUUUUUGUAGCUACACAAGGUAGUAACUAGGCUAUUGAUUCAAAAUGUCUUAUACUUUAGAGCUCCAUAUUUCACUUUCUUACUGACAGAAUCAGGCAUGCAGAGGAGACAAGAACUCUGUUCUGGCAAGAAUCUUAUUAUGCCCAAAGCCGGAGUCUCAGCAUUGGUCUCAGCAUUGAGGCAUGCAGGCAUGUGCAGAGAGAACGUGAGCCGUCCAACUCUAGUUUUACUUCUAACUUUAUGGGACACCUUGAAGUGCACUGUUCAGCAUGCUUUAGCCUAAAUGUCAAAUAUUUUAAGCCUCUACAUUCAUGAAACUUGGUUGAGUACACAUAGUCACUUUUCCCCCUCUUGUGAUUAGACCAAGUCUUACAUUAGAAUGUCUGUCCUGGUGUUUGCAAUAAUUUCUUCCUUGCAACAGAAACAUUUUUGAAAUAGUCUGGGCUUUUGGUGGAAGAGACAGGCAUUGUGUACCCAUCACUAGCUUGACACUGAAUUGUUGCCCACAAGGUGAACAGACCUCAGGCUUUUGCUGCUGAGUGCAGGCCUUGUACAAACUAAAAGCUACUUAUGAUGUGCCUUCAAGUUGCCCAGCCCUCUCCAUCAGCAAACUUACCAGUCUGUAGUUGCUUCUCCAGUGAUUUUUUCCCCAUUUGUUAAAUUUAUAGCAGUGAAUGUAGAUUUAAUUCAACUUUUAGUUAAGAUCUCUCAAGAAUCGUAGAGAACCAACCUUCUCUUAAGAAAGGAAAUUGCUUAAGGAAAAAGAAACACUUGCUACCAGUAAUCUUCAGAUCUCUCUUUUGGCUUUGCAUUGUAUUUUCUAUUUAUCAUUAAAUACAAAUAACACUAUUCAUCUUGAAUUCAUAGUUGGAAUAAAACAGCAACAGACAUAACUGGGACACAGCCAGCAUUAGCCUAAGUUGAGUUGCCCUUUUCUCUGCAAUUGUGGUUCACUGCUUUCCUGGGCGCUCUGGGUGGAUCAGAUCUUUCAGGCAAGAAAGUCUAUUAAUAGUGCGAAUUAAAUAUAUUGACUACCUGCUCUACUCAUGUUAAAAAUUGAACUAAUCAGCAUUUACAAAGCACGUACUUUAUGUGCUAGGCUCUGCCUCCUGGCCUGUAGACAAUUAAGAAGACCUAGGGAAUACCAUCAGAGAAGUGCUAAUUGUAUUUGCAUAUUACAAAAGCAGCCCUAGACGAGCUGUUCACUUACGUGGUACCUUUUGGUUAGAAAAAGAACUUAAAAGAUUGUGAUCAUGUAAAAUUACUCAAACCUUCUAGCAAAAAUAUUUUUUUGAAAAAUAAACUAAAUGCCUUUAUAAAUGUG